Messenger RNA from Durusdinium trenchii, 1698 nucleotides. Lineage: Eukaryota; Dinophyceae; Suessiales; Symbiodiniaceae. The record is from the annotation of a GenBank genome assembly.
AUGUCCCAGCUUGAGGAUGAAGUGGAGGAUGAGGACCGCCUUUGCCGCUUUUGCUUUGAAGGAGAAGAGGCUGAGAUGCUUCUGGGCUUUUGUCCAAGCAGCCACGUGCAGUACAUUUUCCUAGCGGUCUGCGCAUGUGGCAGCGAGCAGUCCUGGUUUCGCAGCCCACUCAUCCUGAUUUGUAUGACCAAGACACGCGACAGAGGAGCUGAACUGUUGGCCUCCUUCACAGGUCCAGAGCUCGCUGCCCUGAUUGAGGAACGUUGUUUCAUUGGGUCAGCGGAUGGCUUCAGCCGUGAGCUGGAGCGCCAGGUGGGGUCAGUGGCCAACUUUCCGGGCAUCAUGCGAGAGGGGAUCGUUUGCCUGAAUUGGAUCAGGGGUCUCUUCCUCAUCGUGAAGGUGGUGGAAGACCGACAUCGCGGAAUUGUGUUACUUCGAAUCAGCGACGAUGAGGAGGGCACCAGGUUUUGUCGCAUUCGGGAUGAGCUGGGACUGUUCAUGCAGCACCUCGAAGGCGACGCUAGGACAUUUCACCUCCGAGGGCGCCGUUAUCAAGUUCUUCCGCAAGGCCCAUUGAAGAACUUGACCGAGCAAGAUCCGCCUGAGGUGAGGCGUGAAGUGAUGCGCUCUGUCCGGACCCCGGUGUCCUUUCGACUCCGGCUGGACCCUGUGGACUGCGGGGAAGAUGGAAUUGUGGCGGUAAACCUGGCUCGCCCUUUCGAUUUGGCGAGCUCUGGACGCACCGUGCUGCGCGCACGACAGCGGGCGGCAUACCACGCAGCAGAAGCGAGGGUACUCAAUGAUCGAGGGCAACAGGAAUUGCGUUCACAGGUGACACACUUCAUUGGUGGGCCCUGUGAGGAGGAAAAGGUGGCAUGCUGCGUGGUGGCAUCUGCAUCCGGGUACAGCAUCGUGCAGGAUGAUGCUUGCCUUCUUGCUGCCUUGUCCGCAGCAGAGGAGAUUUGCAGCUCUCUCAACGACACAGCCGCUGAGGGUGCAGCCGCCGCCUUGCGGCUUCCUGCUAUUGAAUCCACCGGAGUUUCCUCCACUUCCACCAGUGAUACUGCAGAUUCAGAUGGGAAAGAGGCCGAGACACCCACGGGGCCCAAGCGACGGCGCAUCGACGACGAUUCGGGCCGGGUGCCGAGCGUUCCGGAGCAAGUUCCGGAGCAGGUUCCGGAGCAGGCUGAUGGAACACCAGAGUCCACCUCCGCUCACUCGCCGGUGCGUGUGUUCGUCUACUGGGGCUAUGCUGGCUGGAGCCGAUGUCAAUUGAUGGGCGAGAUUGCACGAGGUAGCUGGGGACUCUGCAAAGCAAACACACAAGAUGUGGUCUCCAAACGUCCUGAUGAAGUAUGGCAAGCAGUCUAUCCUCGACUUGUCUUUGCACCCAAAAGCGAGAUGAGUGAGAACUACAGCGGCGAAUCGCCACAAGAAGAACGGCGGCAGCAACUGCGACGUAUGGCCAUCAUUCACGACCUUCUGACGGGGCGACAUGCAAGUGCACGGGACGAAGAUGAAGAAGCCGAAGCCGAGGUUUCUGAAGAGGACCCCGAGGAGGAACGAGCGGCCUUGGCCGAAGAGCUCGAAGCAGCCGAUGCCUCGGAAUCGGCGGAGGAGGCCGAGGAAAGUGCCGCCAUCGUGACGGACAGCUGUGAAGAUGUGAGCGGAGAAGAAUGCGAGGAAAGAGGCAGUUGA